AAGAUGGCUGCAGGCCGGCAUGAUCAUUGUGACAAGUGUUACAAUCUCCACUGUCAAGUCCCGGUGCAGACCUCCUUCUCUUGCACGGUUAUCACAUGUUACAGAAACUGUGGUGCCACCUUUCAUAUGUGUAAACAUGAUGAGCACCUGCUUCUUUGUCCAAAUGAGAUGGUCCCAUGCCUCAAUGUUGAUUAUGGCUGUCCACUCACGAUGCUGCGCCACAAGCUAGCCAAACACUUGGAGGUUUGUCCUGCCAGCAUCGUCUGCUGCUCUCAGGAGUGGAACCGUUGGCCUGUUCCUGAUACUGACAUGACCUUUUACGCAAAUAUUUCUGAAAGUCUUCAAUUAAACACAGAGCCAGGUCUUGACGUUGCUUUGGCUCUGAGGGAUCAAGCCUUGUUGUUUCAAUCCAUCAAAAUGAGAAACGUUUUUCCUGAGCUGACAGAAGAGGAACCUGCCCCACAGAAUCAUCCUAUUGGCACCAUCGGUGCUGCAGAGGAGGGGGCCUCCUGUCGUGAUUGUUGUGGAUUUGCAGAAAAUGCCUGUGUAAAGACAGAGGAAAAAGAACUGAGUCAAAAAGAGAGAAGCGCUUUGGCGAAGAGCUCAGAUGUGGCAAGCUUUCAGAGUUCCAGUCAGUGGGAGAAAAUAUUUCAGAAGGAGAAGGAGGGAUGCAACCUGACUGUUAAAAAGCUGAAUAGAGAUGGGAAAGGGAAGGGAAUGGAAGAGCGGAACAUAACAAAGAGUGAGGGGGGACGGAGAAACCCUGAUCCGGGUGAGGAGAAUGCUGGCGCUGCCAGAAACAUGAAUGGUGCAACUGGCCUUGCGCCAUGGCAAGACGGGGUCCUUGAAAGGUUAGGCAAAGAAGUCAAUAUUGCCGAAUAUAAUAUGUACCUGGUGCACAAUGGGGCAAUGCUGAUAAACUUUGGCCAGCUUGCCGCAUGCACCCCGAGAGAAAAGGAUUUUGUUUAUGGAAAUCUGGAGCCAAUUGAGGUUAAAACUGUUCGCUCAUUUAAUGUUCCUACCAGCUAUCGAGCAAAACGCAGUCACCUGAAGGAUCCUUCACACAAGGCCAAAACCGAACACCAGAAUGUGGGCACUGAUUUGGGCAUGUCGGCUGAAGAUCUUCCAAAAUCUGAAGAGGUCGGCUCGACACUAUUGUGCUCCAUGGAAAAGGAACUAAAGGGGCAUUUGAUCUCAGAGAGCUCCUCUACAGAUGGCAUUUAUGUAGAUAUCGGAACACAAACAUACAUUUUUUCCUUUGCUCCAUUCAAAGCCGAUGCAUCUCUAGCUGAUGUGAUUGCCGGCAAACCACGUGGCCUUUAUGUGUGCACUGAAUCAGAAUCCGUUACAAGAAGACACAACAAAAUUAGCUCAGCUUUCAGCUUCAUGUGUGGCCACUUCUUCCGCCGUGCUGAAUACCAUUCUCAUUUCAGGAAUGUGCAUUGUGAUAUACAAGCCUCAGUAAACGGCUGGUUCCAACAGCGCUGCCCCUUAGCAUACCUUGGUUGCACUUUUACCCAGAUACGGUUUCACCCUGAGGGUCAACAAGCUACAAUCAAAUUCUGUCAAGAUGCCAGCGCCUUUAAGCUUCUGCCACACUUCCCUACAUCCCUCUGUGAUAAUGUGAAAAGCUUCAUCCCUCAAGGAAGUGCAAACGAUUGUGAUGCCCUGAGCAGGCUGCCAAUGGAGAUCCUUCAGCAUAUAGCUGGGUACCUCGACAGUUUAACGUUGUCUCAGCUGUUACAAGUUUCCUGCCUGAUGAGAGAGGUGUGCGCCACACUGCUGCAGGAAAGAGGGAUGGUCUUUCUUGAGUGGAAGAAAAAGACCUACAAACAUGGUGGAAGUUCAUGGAAGUGUCGAAAAAAAGUUUGGAAGUUCAGCUCUCUGUUUUCUCCCGUGAACCGCUGGAGCUUCAGUAACGCUCCUUCUAUGUCGGAGCACCUGAGAACCUGCACGUUUUACCAGAAGGAGGAGCGCAGGGAGCCGGUGGCUUUAACGUGCCUGGGAGAGGUCAGAAACAAACGUGGAGGACUCAAGCACAAAUGAUGAUGCUCAGAGCAGUUGGUGGGGCACAAAGAUGUGUCCUGCACAGUCUGUUCUCACAAAACUGAGGCAAGGCUGGAGCCUUUCUGCAGAGAUGUUGUGUUAAAGCUAUAAUUUACUCGUGAUGUCAUUAAUGCUCGCAAAAUUAACUAGAUAAAUUGAAUUCCCUGCUUAUUGCAGAAGAACUAGCUGAAAAAAAACAACUGAAAGUAGCGAAAAAUAUGAAAUCCAGAUUAAAUGGAAGAACGAGCCUAUAUUAGCAGAAAAAAGCAGAAAAACAAAUACUUGCUGAACUAGAUUUAAAUAAAUGAGCACAAAAAAAAGGAAAUUAGCUAAAAAAAAGCUGAAA
Nematolebias whitei (Rio pearlfish) is the source of this 2392-nucleotide messenger RNA. Its product is annotated as F-box only protein 40. The record is from RefSeq and is a predicted model, not a curated record. The coding region runs from base 4 to 2046 and encodes 680 amino acids. Lineage: Eukaryota; Metazoa; Chordata; Actinopteri; Cyprinodontiformes; Rivulidae. Gene Ontology annotation, cellular component: cytoplasm. The transcript is spliced from 2 exons. Gene Ontology annotation, molecular function: ubiquitin protein ligase activity; zinc ion binding; protein binding.